AUGCCGUAUUACAAGCUCACUUACUUCAAUCUUCGAGAACUAGCUGAGGGCGCCCGGCUUAUUCUGAAGUAUUCGGGCACAGACUUUGACGACAUUAGACUACCCAUGGACGAAUGGGAGAAAAUUAAACCCGGAAUGCCUUUCAGGCAAGUUCCAAUUCUUGAAGUUGACGGAGUCAUAAUUCCGCAAUCAACGGCUAUUUACCGAUUUCUUGGGCAACAAUUUGGUAGGUUCAUUUCGCUCUCAGCAAAUUCUGCUAUUUGCCAGGUUGAUUUCCUAGUUGGGUGCAGAUCAUUCUUUUCCAUAUUAAGAACUGCCAGUUGGCCACUUUAUAAUCCUUAUAAAUUAAUUUAUUUUUUCAAAAAUGCAUACAGCACUGAGAAGCCUCAUCUGCCUUUAAAGGAGAGUGCAAUACCAGCGCGCGAUGUCUACUUUUCUGGACUAACUACAUUUUUGAAACAAUCUGGCAGCGGUUAUUUGGUUGGCAAAAAACUAUCAUGGGCUGAUAUUGUAAUCGGUAAUCAUCUUGAUGGCAUUUCUGAUUUCUUUCCAAACCUAUACGAAGGUUAUCCAGAAGUUAAAGAUUUUGUUUCCGGAAUUCUGGAAAUUCCUGCAAUAAAAAAGUGGAUAGAGCAACGUCCCAAAACGCCAUUUUAG
Molecule: messenger RNA, 657 nt
Organism: Enterobius vermicularis (human pinworm)
Lineage: Eukaryota; Metazoa; Nematoda; Chromadorea; Rhabditida; Oxyuridae
Source: the annotation of a GenBank genome assembly